AUGCUGUCUUCUUCCAGCACCUUUGCAUGGUGCUGUGAGUUUGUGGCCGUCAGCCUGAUGCUGCGCAGCCAGGGAAUGCUGAAGAGCCGCUGUUGCGUCCUGCUCGGUGACCUGAGGGUGUUCCUUCUCGGGCCACCGACACCACUGCCUCCGCUGACCCCCAUGUCAGUCCAAGGAACUGAAAGCCAUCAAACAGGCAUCGCCAUCCCCGACAAUAACAACACGUUAACGAGGAGCCACCAGCCCGCAGGGGACCGGGUUGCCCCACCUGCAGCAGGAGCCACUUGCGCACCGGGCCGAGACCGGCCGGGCUGGGUGGAUGCUGCAGAGCUGUCGGUGGCCCUACGCGGCUGCAGCAGCUCCUCCGACGACUGCUCAAAGGGCAAACUAGAGGAGCGGUUCUCCCUCACAAGCUACACUGAGAGCGGCUUCAGGACUCCGCUGUGCAGGAUCUGCUUCCAGGGACCAGAACAAGGGGAGCUCCUGAGCCCCUGCCGGUGCAGCGGGUCAGUACGCUGCACCCACCAUCCCUGCCUCAUCAAGUGGAUCAGCGAGAGAGGAUCCUGGGCCUGUGAGCUCUGCUACUACAAAUAUCAGGUCAUUGCCAUCAGCACCAAAAACCCACUACAGUGGCAGGCCAUCUCCCUGACAGUGAUAGAGAAAGUGCAGAUAGCAGCAGCCAUCUUGGGCUCCCUGUUCCUGAUGGCCAGUAUCUCCUGGCUGGUGUGGUCGUCCUUCAGCUCGUCAGCCCGCUGGCAGCGCCAGGAUCUCCUGUUCCAGAUCUGCUACGGCAUGUACGGCUUCAUGGACAUCGUCUGCAUCGCAUUAAUUGUCCACGAGGGACCUUCUGUGUUUCGAAUCUUCCACCGCUGGCAGGCUGUGAACCAGCAGUGGAAAGUCCUGAACUAUAGCAAGUCAAUGGACAAUGAGGAUCUGAAGAACGCUGUGGACAGAACUGUGACUCAGCCCAGCCCAGGCUACCAAACUGGGGUAGGAGUGUCCACCUCCACCUCCUCGCUGAUGGUGGUAGCCUCCACAGCCGAAGGCUCCAUUUCUACAACCGCGGUGACGUCUGCAGGAGGACUGGGAGCACAUGUGGAUCCCAACAGCAGCAGCAACGCAGUGCCAGACCAACACUGUUCCUACAACAUCCUCCACCUCCUCAGCAACCUCAGGCAGCCGGAGCCCCGCAGCCAACCCAGCAAUAGCACAAGAGAGCUGGUCAUGAGAGUCACAACAGUCUGAGGAGCCAAGAGAGGCCUUAUCUCACAUGGAGGGGAAAGAUUUAUGAACCAGCUGACAGUUGAAAAAAAAAAGUCUUAUCUUAACUGCACUGGAUUGAUACCAUGUUCUUGUUUGUCUCAAAAUGCAUCUCUGAUGUCCUUACAUGGAUUGAAUAAAAGACGAAGUUGUUUGAUUUGCAGAAUUGGUUGGAACAUUUUUAUUUUGGAUAUUUAGGGUCAAGAAUAUUUGCUUAUGUGUGUUGAUAUUCAUUCCUGAUCCUUUUAAACAAUAUUUGAAGAAAAUAAUAUAAUCUUAAAAGGUCCCCUUACUAAUUUCAGUUGAUGGAAGACCAAAUGUAUCUCCAGCUCUGUUUGAGGAACAAAGACUUAAAAACUGUAGUUCAUUAAGGUUAGAUUUUCUACACCUAACACAUUUACCUCAUCAUGUGUUUGCAUUACAAUGAUUCUUAAAUAGGAAGAACUCC
This is a messenger RNA of Eleginops maclovinus (Patagonian blennie), 1708 nucleotides long. RefSeq names its product membrane associated ring-CH-type finger 4b (gene marchf4b). Gene Ontology annotation, biological process: protein ubiquitination. Gene Ontology annotation, molecular function: zinc ion binding; ubiquitin-protein transferase activity. The record is from RefSeq and is a predicted model, not a curated record. NCBI's taxonomy places the organism in Eukaryota, Metazoa, Chordata, Actinopteri, Perciformes, Eleginopidae.